GGACGGAAGAAAAACCUGAAGGAUAAUGACGAUGAUGAAAGUAUGGCAAUAGGAAUGAUGGAGUCAAAAAGAAAGGUUGUUAUGAUUGUUAAGAUUGGCAUGUACUAAAACCUGAAACAGCAAAAUGAAAUGACCAAAAUGAAACAAGUAAAACAAGCAAAAGGAGCAAAACAAGCAAAACAAAACAAUGGUUAUGAGCAAAACAAAAUGAAAUAGGUGAAACCAUUGAAUCUACAAAAAAAAACAAUUGAAAUGAAAUGAACAUAACAACCAAACCGAAACGACCGAAAUGACUAGAAAAUUUAAUUUCAGUGCCAGCUGAUAUAUUUAUCUCAUUUCAAUUAUGGUCUACACCUGAUCUACCUCAUUAGGGAAAUUCAGUUAUGUCUCAAUUACCAUCUGCUUGGCGUGAGUUGUCAAUGAAACCUUAAUUAAAAAAGAAAUAAAUGGAAAAAAUUAGGUACAUAGACAUUGUCAUUGAAUACCAUUAUCUAUUUCCUCCUCUUCUUUCUGUGAGAUAUGCUUUGGUUUUUGAUACGGCUGGCAUUCUGUCCAAGAAACUACAUAUAAGUAUCAAAUUAUAGUUUCAACUGCUUGUGUGGAGAGGAAAAAAGUUUUGUGAGACAGCCUUAAUAUUUAAAAGGUUUUAAAAAUGUGAGAGAAUAUCUGAAGUGAAAUCUACAAGUUCUACAACAUUUUAUCCUCCACUUGUCUUGAUCAUUGUAGUGGUUUUGUUUUGGUCAUAGAAGUCAUUUUGUUUGGUUGUUUUGUUUUGGUCAUUUCAUUUUAGUUGUUAUGGCUGUUUCAUUUUCCUUGUUUAGCUUGUUUUGCUUGUUUUGUUUCAGUCACUUUGUUUUGCUGUUUUAUUGGGUUUUAGUUUAUGCCAAUAAGAUUAAAUUUAGCUACAACCAAGUGAAAAGAUCUUGAUGAUUACUGCUUCCCCUAAGAUAUCACGAACAGAAAAGAAUUAUUUAAUAAUGUGUUCAUGCACAAUGUUGACUGGCACUAUUGCCUGCAUCUUGCAUUGUGACUGUUCUCAAUAAAUGAGCCUAUUUUAUUGCAGGUAUGUGCCUCUGGUACAUGCCAGUCAAUAUACUAUUUUAGCCGAGAAGCCAUAUUACACAUAGAGAUAUCACAUAAUUUGCAUCACAUCAUCUCUCUGAGAGGUUCAAACAUCGAAAUUACCAUAAAAAUGUCUUUUGUUACCCUUGAUACUCUCUGGAACCAAACUGCCUCUUGGGAUAUGGAUUGAACUGUAGCUUGCUUAGAGCUUUAUCCAGACAGCAAGUGAACUAGAAAAGUUGGUUAUCAGGCAACCCAAUUUUGACAAUUGGGCAGAUUUGUUCAAAGCAUUUUAAAGCUAACUUGGGAUUAGCCAACAAUUUUUUUAUUUAGUUUUGAAGCUUUUCAGACUGUUUUAAUUGUCUACAUUUUUUUCUUUAGUUUUGUCUUUCACUAAGGCAAAUCCCUCAAAAUGUAAACCCCUGAUAUAAUCUUUAUUUCAAGGGAGAUUAAGGAAAUGUUAAUAUUUUAAUCCUGUGCUAUCACUAAAUGCUUUAUUAACAACUGGGAUGGGAAUAGCAAUUUCUUCUUCUGUGGAAAUCUUGAAAAUAAUGUCUGUAGGUUUGACUCUAGCCCACAAUUAGAAAUGUAAUCAAGUGGAUUAUAUUGUGCAUAUGAUGAAAUUUAAUUAGUCUUCAUAAAUCAACAGUGAUAUUGUAUUGAUAUUGUAAGGAGGAAUUCUGUCUUGGUCACUCAUGGGAGUUAAAGGUUAACUCCCUUGAUUUGGUUGUUGAUUCUCCCCACUGGCAGCAACACAUUUCCUCAUAAUUUAAUAAUGAAAAUUUAGUGUUAUAUUAAGAUAAUAACUUCUACCUGAUAAGUUUGAGGAUUCUUGUUGCCAUUUUGCUGGAUAAUGUAUGGUUAUUAGAGGGAGAAGUUACAUUUUAAUCACUCUUGGGAGUUAAGGGGUUUAAGUUUAGUAAAACUGGAAUGAACAAUUCUAAAGGACAGUGGUUAUCAUUGGAAUGGUCAUGUGCACAGCCUUUUCCUUAUGUUUUGAGCAGCUGAACCAUAUUCAGAGCAAAAUAAACUAAACAUAGUCUACUUAACAAAAAAGUUACAUGCACAGUAUAGUUGCUUUUAUUUGAAUGGUUUCAUCUUGGGGUUUAUCUGCAAACAAAAAAUGUCUAGUCAUCUUUCUCAACACACUUGAUGGUUUAGUGGGCAAUAAGAUUUUGUCCAACUCUUAAUAAUAUUAUCAAUAAAUGUAAAUAAAAUGGCAUUUUUUUAUUUUCAGGUAGCAUCAAAAAGUUUAAGUGAAACUUGUCGCGCUGAUCUUAAAGUUCAGUUUCUUACUGCUGUGAUGAAAAAGUAC
Pocillopora meandrina is the source of this 2377-nucleotide messenger RNA. NCBI's taxonomy places the organism in Eukaryota, Metazoa, Cnidaria, Anthozoa, Scleractinia, Pocilloporidae. The record is from the annotation of a GenBank genome assembly.